This is a messenger RNA of Corticium candelabrum, 1974 nucleotides long. RefSeq lists its product as uncharacterized. NCBI's taxonomy places the organism in Eukaryota, Metazoa, Porifera, Homoscleromorpha, Homosclerophorida, Plakinidae. Gene Ontology annotation, cellular component: nucleus. Gene Ontology annotation, molecular function: DNA-binding transcription factor activity, RNA polymerase II-specific; RNA polymerase II transcription regulatory region sequence-specific DNA binding. The transcript is spliced from 8 exons. The coding region runs from base 214 to 1713 and encodes 499 amino acids. Gene Ontology annotation, biological process: anatomical structure development; regulation of cell population proliferation; regulation of transcription by RNA polymerase II. The record is from RefSeq and is a predicted model, not a curated record.
UGACCUAUAAUCGAGUCAUAAAGGCGGAGCUUACAAGGAAAGUGAGUCGAAGCAGACAGUUUAGAGGUGUGCGGUACACCUCUCCAUGUCUAGAACACUCUAACGAAGUCUGAAUGGGCAGUCUAUCUGCGCGGUAAAAUCCUCAAGCUCACUCUUCUCUCAUCAUUCGAACAUUGGUGUGGGGGCGAGCUUCCUGACUAGUCUGAUCGACCAAUGGCCUGUUCCACUAUGAUGUACGACGCCUUCCCUGGCAAACGAGACAUGCAACUAGCAAAUCCCUAUUACUACCAUGCGGACAACUCUCAAGUCGAUGCACAGAUGAAGAACGGAUUUCGGUACGGUUCGCCGGAUGCCAGAUGGAUUCCUCCGCCGUUCGGUGCGACGACUUCGCAGCCUCAGUUGUACAACUGUCCGUCACAGGCCGGAUACUUCCCGCCCGUCUGUCCUGUCGGAUCACCCGACAGUCAACAGCAUAGUCCGAGACAGCUGUCACCGUCACUGUCGGCCAAUGAUCAAUUCGGCUAUCCGUCAACCCAGCAGAGUCUACACGGUCCGUCAUCGUCGUCUCCGCGACAUCAUGCGCAUCGCUAUGCGCCCUACGUUUUCGGUGACCGUCAACCCUAUUUUCCUUCCUGUUCGAGAGAGCAGAGAGUGCCCAACGGACUAACGAGUCCCGACACGACGAUUGCUACAUCGGAACCGUUCUCUUUCACUCUGCCCAACAUGAGAUCGACGAGCGAGUGUACAAAACCUCCCACCAACCCUCUGAUGAAUCUCUCGGAAGCCUCGCAAAAGCAGCAGCUGCGUUGCAACGGAGACACCUACUCGCACCGCUUUCAGUCGCACGAGGAUAUCACCCGGGAUGACGACCUAUUUGGUUGUCCUCGUGCAGAGCACUCGCUGCAGCCGUUCGAUCAGCAGCAAUGCACAUUUGGGGACGAGCUUGGCAGCCAGAGUUGCGGGUCAUCGUCAAGCGGAGCGCCGAGUCCCGAUCGCAAGCGCGACGUCCAUCCGUCUGACGUCUUCUGCUGUGUUCCCGGGCGCCUCUCGCUUCUCAGCUCGACGUCAAAGUACAAGGUGACAGUCGGAGAGGUCACGCGUCGCCUCUCAGCGCCCGAAUGUCUGAACGCGUCGCUUCUUGGCGGCGUUUUGCGAAGAGCGAAAUCCAAAAAUGGCGGGACGGCUCUGAGGCAACGCCUGGAAACCAUCGGCCUGUCUCUCCCGCCUGGAAGACGAAAGGCGGCCAGCGUGUCCCUCCUGACGUCUCUUGUCGAAGGUGAGGCGAUACAUUUGGCUAGAGACUUCCACCAAGUGUGUCAGACUUCAUUUCCUGCUGCUGAGCUGGCUACUGCUGCUAACAGGCAGCAUCAAGGCGACGAUGAGUUCAUGCAGAAGAGAAGAGAGACCAUCAAGUCGGCCAUAAGUGUAAUGUCCGAACUACAUGAGAUGAUCAGUGGCAGUUGCUCCUUCAGUGCCGAAGAAUACAACCCAGAAAUGGCCGCCACGCCAGGACUCAACUACUUUGGUCUGAUCACUCAUGGAUUCGGACCCGCGACGAUCAAUGCGUCGCUGGCUGCCGUUCUACAGUAUCUUCAUGAACUGCAAGCUACCACGAGGAGUGGAAGCUGUUCGAGUGACAGUGGGGUCUCUAUGGAUGAGGACGCCAAGAGCGAUACAUCUGUAAACCGGAAAUGCUCAUCUAAGAGGAGAUGAACAGCAAGAAAACUUAGUUGAAACUGAUUUAGAUCAUUCCACAUCCUUAGCUAUCAUUCCUAAGCUUUGCUUGCCCAGCAAUCCCUGCUCUGUACAAAUUGCCUUUUUAAUUAUCAGAUAUUGCACUAGACAGGGCUUGGUCACAUGACCUUCCAACCAUUCAACUGACAUUAGAGUAUCUUAAUAAUUAAAACCGUAGUAUGUUUCAUUGUUCAAACUUUUAAUGUGCUGUUUAAGAACCAACAGGAGUAAUACAGUAGA